This is a messenger RNA of Colletotrichum truncatum, 3324 nucleotides long. The record is from RefSeq and is a predicted model, not a curated record. NCBI's taxonomy places the organism in Eukaryota, Fungi, Ascomycota, Sordariomycetes, Glomerellales, Glomerellaceae.
AUGAGCUCUCGGCCCCGCAGUCAUCUUGACUUCCAUGUGGCGCUGAUAUGUGCGCUGCCUCUUGAACUGGACGCCGCGGUGUUAGCCCUCGACGAGAUAUGGGAUGAACGGGAGGUUGACUUUAGAAGUGCCUCCGGUGACUACAACUCGUAUACGUUAGGUCGGAUGGGUCAUCACAAUGUCGUGCUCGUCCUACUCCCUAAUAAGGGAAAGGCGAGUGCAGCAAGCGCAGCAAACAGUCUAGGGCUCAAUUUUGGUGCUUUAAAGUUAGCCUUACUGUGUGGCGUUUGCGGCGGGGUGCCCAGGCCUACUUCCGAUGCUGAAAUUGUGCUUGGCGAUAUUAUUAUCAGUGAGAGCAUCGUCCAAUACGAUUUUGGCCGUCAAUAUUCCAGCCAGUUUGUUCAGAAGAACAAGAUCAACGAUGUUUUCGGUAGACCCAAGAAGGAAAUCCGCUCACUUCUCAGUUACCUUAAGACGGAUCAUGCACGCAACGACUUACACCAAGAAAUUUUCACAACGAUGUCACUAUUUCAGCAGAAAGCUAUUGAUAACGGAAGGUUAUCCAAAUACGCAUACCCCGGUGACGAAGAAGAUAUUCUCUUUCCAGCGAACUAUCUCCACAAACAUCGUCACCUGUCAGGGUGCAGCUGUAGUUUAGAGAAGGUGUGUGAUGUUGCAACGAAUGCAUCCUGCGCUGAGUUAAAUUGUGAUUCGAGCGCACAUAAAUCACAGAGACGUGUUACUAUUCAACAACAACGGAACUUGGGCAGCCGAGAAACUACACCCAAUGCGGCCCUGCCACAGCCUCGUGUGUUUGUCGGCCAAGUGGGCUCGGGAGACACUGUGAUGAAGUCAGGGGAACAUCGCGACAGGAUGGCUCAAGAACAUGGAAUCAUUGCUUUUGAGAUGGAAGGUGCAGGUGUGUGGGACGAAAUUCCUUCCAUCAUUGUUAAGGGAGUUUGUGACUAUGCCGACAGUCACAAAAACAAGAAGUGGCAGGGUUUUGCAGCCGCAGCGGCUGCAUCUGCAGCGAAGGCGCUUCUUAGGCAUUUCCCAUCGACACCACCGACGGAACAAGCUGAUAGCCAAAGGAUGCCAAAUUCUAGAACGACAAAUGUGUCUCAUCCUAUGUUUCUUGUCCCUUACACUCGGAAUUCGAAUUUUAUUGACCGCUCCCACAUUCUCGAAGAGAUGAAGAAACUUUUCGGCCACGCAGAAGGCUACUGUCAGAGUAGUCGUACUUUAUGCUCCCGAGUAGCACUGCAUGGCCUGGGUGGAGCUGGGAAAACACAAAUAGCUUUAGAUUACUGUUAUCGGUUCCAGAAGACAUUUGCGGACGCUUCUGUAUUCUGGGUCCACGCGAGUAGCGUUGAACGCUUUCGUGACGCUUUCAGAGACAUCGCCCAAAAAUGCAAAAUACCUAACAAAGACAGCGGCACAUCCGAUAUUCUUCUGCUUGUAAAGAAAUGGUUGGAAGACAAGCAACGAAAUCGGUGGCUUCUUGUAAUUGACAACGCAGAUGAUACACAAGUCUUCUUCCCAACAAAUAGCGUGCACAUAACAAACACAACAGACUCCGGAGUAGGACGCUUCAUACCCGAUUGUGCGCAUGGUUCCAUUCUUAUUACAACCAGAAACAAGCAGGCGGCUGUAGACCUUGCCUCUACAUCCCUCGUUGAAGUCGGCAACAUGACUGAGAGGGAGACUGACUCACUACUACACUCCCUACUUAAGGAUGUUAAGGGAUCAGCUGAAGAAUUAUCACAACUUUCUUCUCAACUGGAGUACUUACCCUUGGCGCUUGCUCAAGCAGCCUCUUUCAUUCUCAAGAACUCUAUAUCCGUUGGCGACUACCUCAAUUUGCUUGGAAGUAGUAACUCUAGCCUGAUAUAUCGCCUUAGCGAGCCAUUUCAGGCUUUUGGACGAGAUUCAGAAUCGCCGCACGCACUAACAGCCACUUGGAUUGUUUCCUUUGAACAAAUUAGAAAACAAUGCCUUUUGGCAAGUGAUCUCCUGUCUGUUAUGAGCUUGUUUGAUUUUCAGGGUAUCCCUGAAGAUUUUGUUCGGGGCUACUGUCGCGAAAUGCUGAGAAGCUCUUGUGGCAGCUGUAACGGCCCUGAUGGUCAUAACGGCAUUGAAUCUGUCGCAGACACUGAUUUUGAGGGGGGGGUUACCAAAGCUCUUGGGGUUCUUCAAGCCUUUUCAUUUAUUUCCAAAACUGACGAAGGCUCAUACAACAUGCACAGGCUAGUGCAACUAACUACUCGCAAAUGGCUAAUAGACGAUGAAAGCCUACCAACAUUCUCCAAAACUGCCCUCAAAAUUGUAUCCUCAUUUUUUCCUGAGGGAGAUCAUCAGAACCGAGAGUUAUGCCGUGAAUACUUACCCCAUGCCCGCGCCGUUUUGGAACACCCAGGGGCCAAACAAAAGGGGGUCCGGGCUAAAUGGGCAUACCUCUCGCAACAGGUUGCUCGCUUUCUUCGGUAUGAAGGGCAGCUUCAGGACGCAGAGUUUUACCAAAAACGAGCAGUAACGCUCAUGAUAGAAAUAUUUGGAGACGAUAAUCCUUACACCUUGUCAAGUAAGUCGGAUCUAUCGCACAUAUACCGGAGGCAAGGUCGACUAGAUGAAGCAGUAGAGAUGAUUUCAGAGGUGCUGAAGGCCAAUGAAAGACGGAGAGGGCCAGACCACCGGAGCUCGCUGAGCAACAAGCAUAGUCUUGCGAGAUUGUUUAAACAUCAAGGCCGUUUUGAAGAAGCGGAAAAGUUACAUUUACAAACGCUAGAGAGGAGAAGGAAAACAUUAGGGGCAGAGCACGCAGACACUUUAAGCAGUUUACACGAGCUUGCUACUGUCUAUAAGUGGACAGAUAGACCAAAGACAUCCGAAUUGCUGAAUAAACAAGUGUUGGAAGUACGAAAGCGGGUACUAGGAGAGGAGAAUAUAUGUACAUUGGUCACUAUGAGCAAUUUGGCUAUCGAUUGUAUGGAUCAAGGUCGGUUGGACGAGGCUGAGCAGUUGGCGGAACGGGUUUUGGAUAUAAAAGCGAGAGUGUUUGGAGAGAAGCAUCCCCGAACGAUUAGUGCUUCUCAUUUGCUUCACGAAACGCAAGGUCGUCAUGAGGAGAGUACCGGACUGCCCUCGCAUGGCCUCGAGACAGAGAGAGAAAUGCUCGGCGAUAGCAACCAACAAGGCUUGGAGAUGAUGGAUAACUUCGUAUUCACCUUGGAGACGAGGGGUCAGCUGGAGGACGCGGUCAGGCUUGUGCAAGAAUCCGUUGAUAAUAGUCUGCAGACGCCUGACCGUCAGGAUGAGCGGCUCUAA